Acanthamoeba castellanii str. Neff is the source of this 348-nucleotide messenger RNA. RefSeq lists its product as uncharacterized. NCBI's taxonomy places the organism in Eukaryota, Discosea, Longamoebia, Acanthamoebidae. The record is from RefSeq and is a predicted model, not a curated record. The coding region runs from base 1 to 348 and encodes 115 amino acids. The transcript is spliced from 3 exons.
AUGAGCAACAACCUUACCCAGUCUGCAAGUGGCAUUCUGUCCAUGGUAACGACCUGCCACAACACAGCUGAGCUUGCCAAGUGGAUGGUCAAGCAACCAGAGUGGAAGAAGCAGAAGGAGAGCGACCUCAAGAAGAAGAGCCUUGGCGAACUUCAAAACAUGUGCACAAAUUACUUCACAAGUGUGGCAGAGGUGGAGAAGAACAAGGCAAAACUGACUGAAUUGGUUGAUGUGACAGCCCAAACAAGACCUGCCAGCGAGGAGCAAGUAACCCUGCCAACUGCCACAGUGACUGAUGAGGAGCUGUUGAAGCUCCUGAAGGAGGUAUGCUUUUCAUGCUGUUUGUGA